Messenger RNA from Iphiclides podalirius (scarce swallowtail), 267 nucleotides. The record is from the annotation of a GenBank genome assembly. NCBI's taxonomy places the organism in Eukaryota, Metazoa, Arthropoda, Insecta, Lepidoptera, Papilionidae.
AUGGGCAGGACCAUCCAGGCCAUAAAUCGUUGGCGGAUAGCGCUGUCGUCGACGCCACCGCCUCGGCGUCGGCUGGCGCUGCCAGAGUGCCAAGCGAUCCGCGGGCAUUCCCCGACAGCGCAGCGCCGAGGUGCGAACGACACGUGUCCAAUUAGAUCUUCGUCGGACGCUUCUGGUAGACCUUUUGCAUCGCGGAGCGGAGAGCUUCGUGGUGCACAAAUUAUGGGGGUCGGGGGGUCGACCCCAUUCCGGGCCGGGGAGAAGUCC